AUGUCUGACGACGAAUCUCAACAGUCUCCUCGAAACUUGAGGCCUCCCCGAGGCAAUCGUCGGCUUGACUCUGAGUUCGACGACUUCGCAGCGACUACCGUGACUCCCAAUGAAUUGACCGUCGAUGUCGUCACUGCAUAUGUUGCUAUGAUAAAUGAAGAGGCUGCGGCCGAGAAAAAUGUUUUCAAGUCGAAGGUUCACAGCGUCCUCUUUUGUACUCUCUUGGACUUCCUAGGCUACCGCGGGACAGUGAUUCUAGAUCAUUUCACUGCGCAAGGCGAUAUGGCUCUCCUUGAGACUGUUUGGUUCGGGGGGUUUGCGUUGCUUAUUUUCAUGAUGUGGUUUCUACUUUGA
Molecule: messenger RNA, 354 nt
Organism: Botrytis byssoidea
Lineage: Eukaryota; Fungi; Ascomycota; Leotiomycetes; Helotiales; Sclerotiniaceae
Exons: 4
Coding region: 1-354 (117 amino acids)
Source: RefSeq, a predicted model, not a curated record